CAUUUAGUAGAGAAAGUGAGAUAUAUAAAUUCCUAUAAAAUUACAGAAAAGUCAAUAAAAGUGUAAUGAUGUCAUUCGCCCGUAUCAAGUCAUUAAAUGAAUGAACUGUGGAGAGUAUAACACGUGGUUUAUUGAUUAUGUUUUAUUUUUCCUUUUAGAAAAAGGAUAUUGCGAUUUUUACCUGCAGAAUCAGAUCCAAUCUACACAUGAGAAACUAAAAGCAUAGACAGAGACACAACAAAGGACUUUCCAUUUUAACUUUACAUGAAUGUGUUGCUAAUUAUAAAGUUGGAAAACUGAAGUAUUUACAAAACGUCAACACAGUUAAGCAUGGUGAAGUAUUUAUUUUAAGUUAAGUAAACUUCUUGUCACACCUUGCAGUGAUAAAAUCGUUCAUGAUGGAAAAGACGGGUAUUCUUCAAUGUGCUCAGGAAUAUAAUUAUCUCGUAGAAAAAGUCAAUGUCAAUCUGAAAUCUCUCAAGACAGAGCUGCUGGCUAUGAAGAAACAAGAUGUUAACUUACUGAAACAGCUGAUUCAUAUCAGCGACGUUAUACAAACAAUAUGUCAGAAACAACAUACGCCUAGUCCUGAUAGCGCUGUUGACGAGUCACCGACAGAAACCUUCCACAAAACAAAGAGGGCACCACUUGUCAGACAACAAAGUGUUCCUUAUUAUAUAACUGUAUUAAGAGCUCAGUCUAGUAGUUUUAAUUCAAGUUUUGAAGGAAUCAACGAAAUCCCUGAAGAUGAAACAGAUUCUUGCUCGAAUGAUGAUAGUGACAGUUUACUGUCGGUCAGUAUGAACGGAAGUUACUCCGCAGUACCACUUUACGUCCAGAGAGUAAAUCGACCAAGGUCCCUGUCGUAUGAGGAACCAGUCGGUGGAACCAGUCACGGCAGUAUUGUGGGACUGGACGACAGUUUCUUUGAAAGUGUUCUGCAAAAGAAUAUAGCCCUGUGGAAAUCUGAGACACAAUCAGAUAAAACUAAAAUAUAUAAUGGGGAUAAUGCGAUAGGAACGUAGAAAUGAAUUCAAAUUCCCCUACACUAGAUUUCACAACGCAAACGUCCAAGCCAUGUCAAUACCAAUCAACACUUUAUCGAGCCUAUGAAUAGAAUUCUUUUCUUUCAAAUAUGGUAUACGAAGGUUUACAAUCUUAUGAAAUACUGAAUCAGAUAUUUGAAAUUUAUGAAGUAAUUUUGUGUAUUUUUUAUUUAUACAUCGACUCAUGACCAACGAAAAUAGUUAAGAUCAAAUCAUCGUAGUUAGUUUGUACACGACGGUGAACUUAAAAAAUCUAAAUGCAAAUGUUUAUCUAUAAUUUAUUAACAUUGUAUGGGAAAUGAAUGGAAGAAACACUCAUGGCGCAUGACCUGAAACAUAAUACAUGUACAUGUAUAUGUCAUAUGUUUGAAACACAUAUACACACACCAUGUAAAAAUAAUGUUUUAAUUUCUUAUUGCUAAAUAGCUUCAAAAACGAUUACUGAAUGUUUUGUAAGAAAAUGGAAGUCCCUCGUUUGCUUGACAUUUCAAAUGUUUAGAAAGUAAACUGCAAUGAAUCAAGUAUAACAAAUGUCUAGAAAGUAAACUGCAAUGGAUCAAGUGUAAUUGUGCAACUCUGUUUUACAUAUAUAUAUUUUUUGUUAUUUUGUUGUCAAAUGUGUGCAAUAUAUAUUUUUAUUAUUAAAAUGUGAAAAUAAUA
Mytilus californianus (California mussel) is the source of this 1706-nucleotide messenger RNA. RefSeq lists its product as uncharacterized. Bases 396 to 1025 code for a protein of 209 amino acids. The transcript is spliced from 3 exons. The record is from RefSeq and is a predicted model, not a curated record. Lineage: Eukaryota; Metazoa; Mollusca; Bivalvia; Mytilida; Mytilidae.